GAAUAGGGGAAGUUGACAGAGCACAGCGCUUUGCGUGAGUUCAGUGUUUGCAAAUAUAGAGUGAUCUCAACAGACGGACUAGCGGACUCUGAGCAAAGCGACGGCUGCACCGCGUUGCUAUUGCACGAAGAGGACGCUUUCUUGUUACACUUUAUCUUGAUUCAACAACAUCUAUAUAUUUUUUUGUCUUUUAUCGCCUAAUACUUGGGAUUGCAAUGGAUGUUCUACCAAUGUGCAGCAUUUUUCAGGAACUUCAGAUCGUUCAUGACACUGGCUAUUUCUCUGCAUUGCCAUCGCUUGAAGAAUACUGGCAACAGACAUGUUUGGAGCUGGAGAGAUAUUUGCAGAGCGAGCCGUACGUCUCUGCGUCUGACCUCAAGUUUGAGGGCCAGGAGGACCUUUGGAGCAAGCUCAUCUUGGCUUGCGGAGAUAAGGGAGAUGGGAACGGCAACCUUCCCAAAGUCAAGGAAGAGGACAAUCAGGACUGCCAAAUAUUAGAAACCAACAGCAUGAAUUCGGAUGCCAGCAGUGAGGCGUCUGACAGCUCGGAGGAGCUCUCGCCCACUCACAUCUUUACCUCCAACCCGCUGGGCUCGGUUCUGACGGAGUCGGCGCAUCACUUGAGUUCCUCGAUCAUCAGCACGCCUCCGUCCUCCCCAGAAACCCCGCAGGAGCCCGGCGUCCCGCAGGUGUGGGGCUCCACGCAGACUGACUCGCACGUGCCGGCCAAGAUCCGGCAAAACGGACUGGGGAAGGCCUCGGAUAAGGCUUCGGCGGGAGGGGACGCCUCUCCGGACGGCAGGAGGAGAGUGCACAGGUGUCACUUCAACGGAUGCCGGAAGGUUUACACAAAGAGUUCUCACUUGAAAGCACAUCAGCGGACUCACACAGGUGAGAAGCCGUACAGGUGUUCAUGGGAAGGCUGCGAGUGGCGCUUCGCGAGGAGCGACGAGCUAACCCGACACUUCAGGAAGCACACCGGUGCAAAGCCAUUUAAAUGCAGUCACUGUGACAGGUGUUUCUCCAGGUCGGACCACCUAGCCCUGCACAUGAAGAGGCACCUCUGAGCGGGCCGUAGCUUCACGCUGGGGAUAUGUUGUGUCCAGACCAGCUUCCUGGUUGACCUGGCCCCACAAAAAAUGCUGGGGGGGAGUGUGUUCCAGCCAAAGCAUGCCAUUUUGCACCAUAUCCUGUGCCUCCGUGAGCCCCGGGAUAAAGGCGGACUGACUGGUUGUUGAAACGGAAAAGGAAUGGACAAAAUCACGUAUGAAGAAUCCGAAGAGAGGAGGAUGAUUUAUUUAAAAAACAAACAAAAAAAAAUUUGUAAAAAAACAACAAAAAAAAACAACGAGCGAAUGAAUGGUGUGUUGUAUGGUGCAUGAUGUUUUGGGACAACUCCUGGACUAUACACUGGUACUUUUAAAACAAAUCCUAACGAAACCUGUUUGACGUGAGCGGAUGAAUGUCCCGUGUGCGAAGAAGGGUGGGAGGGGGGUACCAGUGUAUCACUGUGGGCUGAAUGGUGUCGGGAAACAAGUUCCAUUUUUGUUUCCACACGGUAUGCGAGAACGGCAAAGUCUGAAUGAAGCCGUGAGACUGAGAACUCCUGCCAGACGCCCCCGGGCUCUUUCGCGAGAUUGCGGAGGGGGCGAAGCGGCCAUGGUUUCACCCCCUUCCCCCAUCUAAAGGGGGGACGGAAACUCGGUCCUGAAUGAAAGUGGCUUUUUUUUGGUGUUCGGUGCAGCUACUAAAUGUGCAAUGUGUUCGGUAGCUUGUUUUUUUGUUUUUUUUUUGACAGGCUACAAAAGCUCAUUUGUAGUCUGUUGUAUAAGCUGUGUGCUUAGAGAUGUAACACAAUUAUAACUUCACUAUCAUAAACAGGUGUUGCAUGGUAUUGGGGUUUGUACUUUUUUUUUUUUUUUUUUUUUUUAAAUUGGGACUGAAAAUAGAUUCCAAUAAAGUGCAGCUAAACACAAUUGGUUAAAUGUUACAAUAUUGUACAUAAACGCAUCGAUCAUUCUUCACUCCAAAUUCAAUCAGUGACCAUUUCAUACUUCAUCUUGAGGACUAAAUUCUCUCUUUCUAUCUCCAUUUUACCUGAUGUUAAUGCACUGUUGGCCUUAAUGGUGCCUUAUGCAAGUGACCUUUCCGAUUGGGGGUCACGAAAUGUCUUGUAUAAGUGAUUGAAAAAGCUUUAUUAAGGCUCUGUUUCACAUGAACAUGCACCUUUCCCAUUUCCAAAGCCACUGUAACCAAGCCCUUGUAGAUAUCUUGUUAUUCUUGAGCAUGCGAUUUCAUUCUUUGUCCCUAAUAUUUGCCCUCACGUUUCUGGAUGUCGUCAAAUCUGCAAUGUAGAGCACUUAAAAGUUACGGACUUGGUAUCUACGGAAUGCGCUUUUAGAUCUGUGGAGCUGCGGAAAAGCUCUUAAAGUGGGAAAACAGGCCGUUGUAUAACACAAGGCUUGAGCGUCUGUGGAAUGCCAACUCCCCCCGUCCUCUGUAUCCAAGAAUAAAGAAAAAAACAAACAAAAAAAAACGCCUAAAGAUUUAUUGUAAUUAACAAGCUCCAGUCAGACAGGCCUUGCCUUGUACUGCCUCUCUGUAAUGAAUUGCUGAAGGCCCUGCCUGCUAUAGACUGCUGACUCGGGCGGUUCGAUAUUGACCUGUCUGGAUGCUGUUGUUUUAGUCCAGCGACAGUAUUGUGGAAACAGUGCACAGCCAUCCAGAAAGAUAAAGAUAUAUCGCACACCUUUUCAACAUUUUACAAUGGACAUUCACGGACGCCGCGCGGAGAAAGCCGUCGUU
Pimephales promelas (fathead minnow) is the source of this 2805-nucleotide messenger RNA. It is a transcript of the gene klf6a, whose product is annotated as Kruppel like factor 6a. NCBI's taxonomy places the organism in Eukaryota, Metazoa, Chordata, Actinopteri, Cypriniformes, Leuciscidae. Gene Ontology annotation, molecular function: RNA polymerase II cis-regulatory region sequence-specific DNA binding; DNA-binding transcription factor activity, RNA polymerase II-specific. Gene Ontology annotation, biological process: regulation of transcription by RNA polymerase II. The record is from RefSeq and is a predicted model, not a curated record.